AUGAGCACACGGGACAGAAUUACAGAGCCCCCAUCAUCAUCACGAACGUCAAGUUCUACAACAUCCAACCGGAAAGCACCAGCAUCCUCACAACACGGGGCUCCAAUAUCUUCAAGAAAUGGAUCAAAACAUAGGAAAUCGGAAUCAUCAUCAAAGAAAGGCUUCGGCAAGAAAAAUGCUGGUACAUCAGUUUCGGUCCAAGGAAUGAAGAAACGGUUUCAAAGCUUGUUGGUGAAAACCAAGGAGAGCUAUGAUGCGGUCGAUCCUGUUACAAAACAAGUUAGAAACCCUUCUGCCCUAUUUUCAAGCCAAUCAUCCAUGGAUCCAACAAGCUCUUAUCAAUCAGGAAAUAUUUCCCCUUCGUCAGCUAGCGAAUCGAUGUCAGAUUUCGAUAGAGCAUCAUCAUAUAGCUUCGGAAGAGAGCCUCAAGGAUCAACAAGCCAAACCGGUUCUUCAAGCCCCUCUGUUGUAAGUGAUGACGACGAAUCUGUGGGUUUUGGCGCAGCGGAUGACACCUUCAGCACAACAGGCUCCGUUGAAAUGAGCGUCUCGAUGUUGAACCAAGACAUGGAUAUUUCAACAAAUGAAUUUAAACGAUUUUCGGAAUCUCAACCAACACAAUCUGAGACAGUGGUUAUUCCACCAAAACAAUUAGAGCUUUUACAAGAAAUAGAUUUUACUGUCACAUUAACAGAAACUGAAACAUUUUUCUUAUUCGACAAAUACGACGAAAGCGUGAAAGUAGACGACCCAAAGAUCGAAGAAAUUAGAGAAAGAAAUAGAAUUUACAAAGAGUUAAUUAAAAACAAAGAGAACAACAAAGAUAACUAUGUGGAAAAGCAUGUCCAAACAAUGGGAAAAUUUUAUAAGAAUAAGCGUACGAACACGUCAAAGACAGAAUACGAAACUGCAGAGGUUCAAGUAUCUGCAUAUCAAAUAUAUGAUGAUUAUCAAGAUAUCCGAGAAAGAGAAGAACGAGAAAAAGAGGAGAGAGAAAUAAUGACAUCUCUAUCCAACAAACACGACAGUGAAGAGGAAGAAGAAGGUGAUCUUGAAGAUGAUGGAGCUGAUGACUCCAGUAUUGGAAGCGGACGAUUGACAAACAUGACCAGAGCUAUUAACGCGUAUCAAGAACUAGUGAUCAGUCGAGCAUUAGUUCAAAACCUGUAUCACAACAAACAGAGAAAAUAUAUUUAUAUCGAAGAUGAAAAACCAGAUUCUGUCCAAAACAUACCUCCCAUUACCAUUUCUCAAAAAGAGGUUAAAGAGGACGAAACGUUGGCAACUCCAAGGAGCAUAGAUAUUGACAAUGACGAACCUGAGGCUCUUGAUAUGAAAGAAGACCAGAAAGAAAAAGAAAGACUUGAAGAGCAUGAUAACGAAAAUACUGUAGACAUUGACGUCGAAGAAGAUACCAAUAAUGCUAAACCAUCAGGAGUUUUAACAUCGCUUUGGGAAUAUAACUGUAACUCAGUAGUGAACUACAAUGUAAACUGUAUGACAUGGAACAAGAAAAACAACGAUAUUCUAGCAGCAGCCUAUAGCUCAGGAGACAUAUCGGACAUGCAGCAAGGAAAUGGUUAUAUUUUGUGCUGGAGUGUGAAAAACCCUUCAAAUCCAGAAAGAGUUCUUAAGGUUCCACAAGCUGGUGUGAAUAGUGUUAAUUUUUCUGCCACAAAUGCAAGUAUUUUAGCUGCUGGGUUUGAGGAUGGUACUGUUGCGAUUUAUGAUAUUCGACGAAAAGAAAGCACUCCAGUUAUGGAAACGAUCAAAAGCCAUACUGGAACUGUUUGGGAUCUCAAGUGGGUAAACAGAGGUAAAGAUACUGGAGAGCGACUGCAUUCCGUAGGAGUUGAUGGAAGAGUAAAUUCUUGGACCAUCAAGAAAGGUCUUGAGUCAUCUGAAAUCAUGAGGCUGAAGAGAGUUGGAAGGAGUACAGAGACUGGAGGCGACGCCAUGAUAUCUAGAGAGUCUGGAGGAAUGAGCAUUGAUUUUUCACCUAUUGACAACAAUAUUUAUCUUGUUGGCACAGAGGAUGGAUCUAUCUUCAAAUGCUCGACGUCGUAUAAUGACCAUCCAUUGGAAACAUAUCUUGACCAUACUGGACCUGUUGCCGAUUGGACUGUUAAGAUCUGGAAUCAAGACUCGCUGGCACCUAUUUUCACUAUUGAAUCGUAUUCAGAGAAGAACGACCAGCGAUCGUAUUCUGUGACAGAUGUUGCUUGGAGUAAAUAUUGCUCCACAAUGUUUGCUACAUCCUCAAUAGUUGGUGAUUUGGAGGUAUGGGACUUGUGUUAUUCGACAGUUCGACCAAAGUAUUCAAAGAGCAAACCUGGAUUGAAAUUGACCUGCACACUUUUUGCUGAGGAUGUCCCCAUUGUACUGGUUGGAGACAGUCAAGGCUCGAUUGAAGUUCUAAGAACAGAAGGAGCAUCAAAUUCACAAGAGACCUCUCUAGAGAAAUUGCUGCAAUAA
This is a messenger RNA of Naegleria lovaniensis, 2475 nucleotides long. RefSeq lists its product as uncharacterized. The transcript is spliced from 5 exons. NCBI's taxonomy places the organism in Eukaryota, Heterolobosea, Eutetramitea, Acrasida, Naegleriidae. Gene Ontology annotation, biological process: cilium movement. The coding region runs from base 1 to 2475 and encodes 824 amino acids. The record is from RefSeq and is a predicted model, not a curated record. Gene Ontology annotation, cellular component: axonemal dynein complex. Gene Ontology annotation, molecular function: dynein heavy chain binding; dynein light chain binding.